Macaca mulatta (Rhesus monkey) is the source of this 2723-nucleotide messenger RNA. It is a transcript of the gene ST6GAL1, whose product is annotated as ST6 beta-galactoside alpha-2,6-sialyltransferase 1. Gene Ontology annotation, molecular function: beta-galactoside alpha-2,6-sialyltransferase activity. Gene Ontology annotation, biological process: sialylation. Gene Ontology annotation, cellular component: Golgi apparatus. The record is from RefSeq and is marked provisional. NCBI's taxonomy places the organism in Eukaryota, Metazoa, Chordata, Mammalia, Primates, Cercopithecidae.
GCAAGGGGAGAGCCAAUUGCACAGAGCCUUGCGGCCAGCAGUCCCGGGAGAAGUGGUGAAUGUCAUGGAGCCCAGCUGAAAUGGACUGGCCCCCUUGAGCCUGUCCCAAGCCCUGGUGCCAGGUGUCCAUCCCAGUGCUGAGAUGAGUUUUGAUCAUCCUGAGAAAAAUGGGCCUUGGCCUCCAGACCCAAUAAAUCUUCCCUCCCAUGGAGAAUAGUGCUAAUUCCUGAGGACCUGAAGGGCCUGCAGCCCCUGGGGGAUUAACCAGAAGCAGGCUUGUUUUCCUGCUCAGAACAAAGUGGCUUCCCUGAACACAUCUUCAUUAUGAUUCACACCAACUUGAAGAAGAAGUUCAGCUGCUGUGUCCUGGUCUUUCUUCUGUUUGCAGUCAUCUGUGUGUGGAAGGAAAAGAAGAAAGGGAGUUACUAUGAUUCCUUUAAAUUGCAAACCAAGGAAUUCCAGGUGUUGAAGAGUCUGGGGAAAUUGGCCAUGGGGUCUGAUUCCCAGUCUGUAUCCUCAAGCAGCACCCAGGACCCCCACAGGGGCCGCCAGGCCCUCGGCAGUCUCAGAGACAUACCCAAGGCCAAACCAGAGGCCUUCUUCCAGGUGUGGAACAAGGACAGCUCUUCCAAAAACCUUAUCCCUAGGCUGCAAAAGAUCUGGAAGAAUUACCUAAGCAUGAACAAGUACAAAGUGUCCUACAAGGGGCCAGGACCAGGCAUCAAGUUCAGUGCAGAGGCCCUGCGCUGCCACCUCCGGGACCACGUGAAUGUAUCCAUGGUAGAGGCCACAGAUUUUCCCUUCAAUACCUCUGAAUGGGAGGGUUAUCUGCCCAAGGACAAUAUUAGGACCAAGGCUGGGCCUUGGGGCAGGUGUGCUGUUGUGUCAUCAGCGGGAUCUCUGAAGUCCUCCCAACUAGGCAGAGAAAUCGAUGAUCAUGACGCAGUCCUAAGGUUUAAUGGGGCACCCACAGCCAACUUCCAGCAAGAUGUGGGCACAAAAACUACCAUUCGCCUGAUGAACUCUCAGUUGGUUACCACAGAGAAGCGCUUCCUCAAAGACAGUUUGUACAAUGAAGGAAUCCUAAUCGUAUGGGACCCAUCUGUAUACCAUUCAGAUAUCCCAAAGUGGUACCAGAAUCCGGAUUAUAAUUUCUUUAAUAACUACAAGAGUUAUCGUAAGCUGCACCCCGAUCAGCCCUUUUACAUCCUCAAGCCCCAGAUGCCUUGGGAGUUGUGGGACAUUCUUCAAGAAAUCUCCCCAGAAGAGAUUCAGCCAAACCCCCCAUCCUCUGGGAUGCUUGGUAUCAUCAUCAUGAUGACCCUGUGUGACCAGGUGGAUAUUUAUGAGUUCCUCCCAUCCAAGCGCAAGACCGACGUGUGCUACUACUACCAGAAGUUCUUCGAUAGUGCCUGCACGAUGGGCGCCUACCACCCACUGCUCUAUGAGAAGAAUUUGGUGAAGCAUCUCAACCAGGGCACAGAUGAGGACAUCUACCUGCUUGGAAAAGCCACACUGCCUGGCUUCCGGACCAUUCACUGCUAAGCACAGGCUCUUCACUCUUCUCCAUCAGGCAUUAAAUGGAUGGUCUCUUGGCCACCCCAGCCUGGGAAGAACAUUUUCCUGAGCAAUUCCAGCCUGUUCCUUUUCCUCUAGGGGCCUCUGUCAGCAAGAGCACUGGGGCUUCAGGAGCCUGUGGUCAAGAAAUCAGGUCCAGCCUUCUCUGUAGCCAGGCAGUUUAUGAGCCCAGAGCUUCCCGCCACACACAUGCACACGUCUAGCAUUCUUUCCAGACAGCAACCUCCCCACCUUCCACCGUGGUAGAUGCAAGAUCUGCCUCCCCCAUCAGGGCUGCCAAAGCUGGGCUUUGUUUUUCCCAACAGAAUGAUGCCAUUCUCACAAACCAAAGCUCUAUAUUGCUUGAAGUCUGCAUCUAAAUAUUGAUUUCAUGUUUUAAAGAAAUUCUCCCAAAUUACAAUUGUGCCCAAUGGAGGGUGGCUCUGGGGGGCAAGUAGGUGGUACAGGGGAUUGGAAACAUGCUCCGUGCAUCCAGAAAAAAAGUUGCUUCUGAGGUCCAUGCCCCUGGAACAUGUUCCUAUCACUCUGGCUGGUUAGGCUGGCCCUUAGACUGGGUGCUUGUGAGCAAAGGGGCCUUGGUUAGCCCACUUUCCCUCUCCAUGUGGAGACGGAAGGUAGAGAAGGGUACAGUGUCUGUCCUCGAGUUGCUACAGUUCAGUGAGAGAGGCAGACAUGUGAACAGGCAGAUAGGAUUCAGUGUGCUCAGUGCACUGGGGAUCUGUAGAGAGAUGGGCUUGCUCUCUGUGCACCCAGGAGGGCCACGCACUUAAACUGUGUGUGUGGAUCAGAGAAGGCUUUAGAGCACGGCGGGCACUCAGAUGAGUCUUAGAGGAAGAGAAGAAACAUGACAAGCAGAUUACAUCUGAGCCAUUUGAGUUGCAUUUUUCUUUCUUCCCAUAUUUACUUUCUAAGAUCUACCUGAACUUAGAGACCCAAGAUAUUUUUUUAGGAAACCUCCUACCCAUGUCUGAGGUAGCAAGUGCAGCCUCAUGACACAUACGAGGCAUUGCAGAUCCCCGAAACCUGAUUUCUCCAGGCUCUGCCUGGCCUGACCCUGUCCUGUCAGCUGGGUUUGCAUACCACAGUCCCAUUCUUCCUUUUCAAUACCUACCCCCAAAUCUCCUCCUAACCACUAUCUGUUUUUU